AUGGUGGCAGAAUCAGAAGUGACAACAGCCAGUGUCAGUAGUGAUGAUAGUAUUAGCAGGCAUAAUAGCAAGAGAGGUGUCAAAGGUGACGCCAGUUCCAGUACCGACCCCAGCAUGAGAGGUGUCAAAGGUGGUGCCAGUACCGACCACAGCAUGAAAGGUGUCAAAGGUGGUGCCAGAAGCGAUCACAGCAUGAGAGGUGUCAAAGGUGGUACCAGAAGCGACCCCAGCAUGAGAGGUGUCAAAGGUGGUGCCAGAAGCGAUCACAGCAUGAGAGGUGUCAAAGGUGGUACCAGAAGCGACCCCAGCAUGAGAGGUGUCAAAGGUGGUGCCAGAAGCGAUCACAGCAUGAGAGGUGUCAAAGGUGGUACCAGAAGCGACCCCAGCAUGAGAGGUGUCAAAGGUGACGCCAGUUCCAGUACCGACCCCAGCAAGAGAGGUGUCAAAGGUGGUGCCAGUACCGACCCCAGCAAGAGAGGUGUCAAAGGUGGUGCCAGUACCGACCCCAGCAAGAGAGGUGUCAAAGGUGGUGCCAGUAGCGACCCCAGCAUGAGAGGUGUCAAAGGUGGUGCCAGUAGCGACCCCAGCAUGAGAGGUGUCAAAGGUGGUGCCAGUAGCGACCCCAGCAUGAGAGGUGUCAAAGGUGACGCCAGUUCCAGUAGCGACCCCAGCAUGAGAGGUGUCAAAGGUGGUGCCAGUAGCGACCCCAGCAUGAGAGGUGUCAAAGGUGGUGCCAGUAGCGACCCCAGCAUGAGAGGUGUCAAAGGUGACGCCAGUUCCAGUACCGACCCCAGCAAGAGAGGUGUCAAAGGUGGUGCCAGUACCGACCCCAGCAAGAGAGGUGUCAAAGGUGGUGCCAGAAGCGACCACAGCAUGAGAGGUGUCAAAGGUGGUGCCAGUAGCGACCCCAGCAUGAGAGGUGUCAAAGGUGGUGCCAGUAGCGACCCCAGCAUGAGAGGUGUCAAAGGUGGUGCCAGUAGCGACCCCAGCAUGAGAGGUGUCAAAGGUGACGCCAGUUCCAGUAGCGACCCCAGCAUGAGAGGUGUCAAAGGUGGUGCCAGUAGCGACCCCAGCAUGAGAGGUGUCAAAGGUGGUGCCAGUAGCAACCCCAGCAUGAGAGGUGUCAAAGGUGACGCCAGUUCCGACCCCAGCAUGAGAGGUGUCAAAGGUGGUGCCAGUAGCGACCCCAGCAUGAGAGGUGUCAAAGGUGGUGCCAGUAGCGACCCCAGCAUGAGAGGUGUCAAAGGUGGUGCCAGAAGCGACCCCAGCAUGAGAGGUGUCAAAGGUGGUGCCAGUAGCGACCCCAGCAUGAGAGGUGUCAAAGGUGGUGCCAGAAGCGACCCCAGCAUGAGAGGUGUCAAAGGUGGUGCCAGAAGCGACCCCAGCAUGAGAGGUGUCAAAGGUGGUGCCAGUAGCGACCCCAGCAUGAGAGGUGUCAAAGGUGGUGCCAGAAGCGACCCCAGCAUGAGAGGUGUCAAAGGUGGUGCCAGUAGCGACCCCAGCAUGGGGUGUAUCACAGGAAGUGGCAAACAACAGCAUAUAAACAAGGGAUCUUUGUCAGUUUCCAAACUUUAA
This is a messenger RNA of Procambarus clarkii (red swamp crayfish), 1575 nucleotides long. Its product is annotated as collagen alpha-1(III) chain-like. Lineage: Eukaryota; Metazoa; Arthropoda; Malacostraca; Decapoda; Cambaridae. The record is from RefSeq and is a predicted model, not a curated record.